AUAACUAUUUCAUGUUCCUAAAUGAAAUAUAUCUGCAGUUACUUGGCACAGCCAUGGGUACGAAGGUGGCACCACCAUACGCAUCAUUAUUCCUGGGUCUUUUUGAGCAGGUGUUUAUUUUCGAUAAGUUUCCAAAUUUAAUCACUAUAUUUCUUCGUUUCCUAGACGACAUAUUCUUCAUAUGGGAACACAGUGAAGAAGAACUACACAAAUUUUUCAUAUAUCUAAAUUCAAUACACCCUACAAUAAAAUUCACCUAUGAAUAUUCAACAGAGGAAAUUAGUUUUUUGGAUACGACUAUCUAUUUAGAUAAACGCUCGAGAAAACUCAAAACCAAAUUAUUUAUAAAACCAACUGACAGCAGAGCACUAUUACAUUUUACGUCGUAUCACCCUCACCAUACCAAAAGGGGUAUAAUUUAUUCGCAAGCACUCCGCUAUCGCAUGAUAACAAGUCAAGAUAGCAUUUUAAAAUGUGAGCUCGAUGAACUUAAAAGUAUUUUGCUGACCAGAGGAUACAAAGAUCGGCUUGUUGAUGAAAUAUUCGGGAAAAUCGCCAAAUUAAAGCAAUCCGACGUACUUUCUAACUCUACGCACAAGUUUAAUAAAAAACGAAUACAUUUCAGAACCGCUGACAAUAGUGGUGAUGCUGACAGAGACCAAAACAAAGACAAACACAUUCUACCUUUUAUUUUACCUUACCACGAAAAAUUUACAACGCUUAAACGAAUACUACACAAGUAUUGGUUUAUAAUUGAGAGCGACCCUGCUCUGCGACUCGUUUUUCCAACCAAACCAUUCUUGACUUUCACCAAGCAUAAAAAUAUACAGGAAUAUUUAAUCAGAGCAAAGAUGAGAUCUGCUGACCACUGCCUUUCAAUAUAAUUUUUAUAAUUUUUACGUUUAUUCGAUUUGUAUAACAUUCAGUUUAUUAAUAUCAUAAUAAAAAUUGUUACACCCAAAACAGUUUUUUGAUAUUUUAGCAAAAUACUGCAUGCUAGCGUUUUGCCAUUUUAUUUGUUAGUCUGAUAUCCAAAUAUAUAUCAUAGCCUGUGGAAUGGGUUGUAAAAUUAAUUUACAAACUAAUUAAUACACACAAAACCAAGUAAUUUAUGACCAAAAACUUAAUAACAAACUCACAUACGCGUGAAAAUGAACAUAAUACGUGCAUGUGUAUAUAUAAUAUAUUGAUAACUGUGUAAGCAGAGAUAACUGGGUGCAGAAGUUAGCUGUUACAACCUUGGUACUACCUUACUGUGAAACGAUACGAAGAAAAAAUCUCGUUUCCAUAACAACAUGACAAAAUCUUCCAUCUGCACUCACAUUCGGUUUGACUAAAAAACUCUCAAUUCUAUGACAACUACACUCAUCCACUUUAAAUAAAUCAAUCAAUAAAUUACACAAUUACGACCCAUAAAAGGGUUCCUGAAAAUACAACUUUAACACUGAACCAUAUGGCUAGAAUUUAACUUUUCAUACAAGGCUGAUAUAGAUUACAAAUAAAUAUUCGUAACACUGGAAACGAGGUUGGAUGUAAUGAUGAAAUACUGAUAAUAACGACUUAUACUAUCUUAACAACACAGAAAACCUGUGUAAUAAGUGAUAGGCAUAUCAUCUGGAUUCAAGAAAGCAUACACGAAUGAUAGAAACCUGGGCACUAUCUUGCCUUGAAACGCUUUGAAGAUAAAAUUGCGUUUAUAAAUCUGUGCGCACAUUCAGUUUAAACAUCGGUUUCUAUGACAACUACAAGACUGAACAAUAAAAAAUAAAAAAUAAAUAAAUAAAAACGACCCUCAAACGGCCCUACCGAAGCAAUAUAUAAGACUGAGAAUGGCCAUAAAACGACCUCUUACAACAGAAACAAGAACGUAGCAACACUAUUCAAAAUAACGUUUUUUUAUUAAAUCAAAUAAAUUUUCAUCAUGCAGACUAACGAUCUCUUCAGUUCAAGCGAAUUUGACGCUAGCAACGGAAAUGAUCCAAACCAUCAGGAGACUGUCUAUGCAGCUCAGCAUCGUAUUGGUAGGUGAUAAUUCUCUUGUUGAUGUUUUGAUAAUCAGUGGCGCCGUAGAUUAGUGGUUAUAGCUCUCGUACUCUGUGCGGGAGACCGGGGUUCGAUUCCUCUUGACGGCGAUUCAACAUGGGCGAGUGAAUGUUACCAUAGCUCCGGGUUAACCCAAGCCAUGUGAGGGAAAUUGGGAAGAUGGCGCACUGUGUGGGCCGUUGGAUGUUGCCGGGAGUUGUCUAGUAGAGCGCGGGCUCUAACUGGGUCUGCGUAGCUCAAAAUGAGCAUUAAAUACUCUAGGACUCUCCAUCUACGCCAUGGCCCCUCCUGGAAAUAAUAGACAGGGUAUAUCCCUCGAUAUUUGUGAGGCUAGCCAUGUAAAAUAUGCACAUCUGACAUCCACAGAACUUUUCUUGCAUCCUUCCCUUUAUUCCAAUCAUCCUUGUUUUCAAUUUGCUUUUAAAAACCAAAAGGCAAAUAUUUUUAUUGUUUGUGAUAUGACUCUUUCUCCUGAGGAGGCAGUUAAAGCAGAAGCAAUCAACAACUGUACCCCCAAGACAUGGUCUCCUUUUCUAUCAAUUGCCUUGUCAACAGUAAUAAAGAGAAAAAUUUAUACGUUUUACCCACAGUUCGCUUGUUACGGUUUCAAACUCUCUUUACACAGUGUAUAUUGCCACGCCCAUCUAUUUUACCUGAUGAAGAUCA
Molecule: messenger RNA, 2709 nt
Organism: Hydractinia symbiolongicarpus
Lineage: Eukaryota; Metazoa; Cnidaria; Hydrozoa; Anthoathecata; Hydractiniidae
Exons: 2
Coding region: 12-884 (290 amino acids)
Source: RefSeq, a predicted model, not a curated record